AAAAAUCAAAACUCUUGGGUAACAUACCCCCUCCCCUUAAUGAAACUAACUUCAUAAUUCCAUAGCUGUUGAUAAGUGGACAUCAUCCCUAAGAUCAGUGCUGUUAAAAGUAUACCUCUUUUGUCCCACUUAGCAAAAUGUGGUCCUGCAUGAACUAACCAUGUGAAACGUAUUUGAACCCCAAAUAUGAAGAAUCAUUCAAAACAUUUAACAGCUACAAGGUUCCAGUAGGUAAUUGCUAGUUUGACCACCAGAUGGCUAAUUUGGGUCAGAUAACAUGACAGACAUAGAUAUAGGGAAAGUUCCUCUGAAUUACAAUGUUUAGAUUAUAAAUAUAUAGAUAUACCUGUACAUGUAUUAGAUUACAUGUAGUUGAUGAACCUAGUUGAUGAUCUUUAAAACAAUAUUUCUACAUGUAUUUUGGAUGUAGAUUUCAAAUAUGGUUUUAUUUUGACUCAAUUUUGAAUAUUUACUGUUGCAAAUCAAGAUUAUUUCUACAUGCAUCGAUCGAGUCCAUUAACACACUUCUAUAUGAUUCUUCUAUUUUUCAGGACUUUCAGGAGUUAAAAAACGUAAAUCAAGGGAGAAAACAACGGCAAAGCGAGCAAAGCGUGAAUCGGCAUACAAACUAGAAGACAUGAUACGUGUUCAUAUAUCUGAAAACCAACAGACUGGGGAGCAGACGAAGAUGUUCCGGUGUGUAUUAUGCCUCCGGGACUUUGUAGAUAGAAGUAACAUUAGACAGCAUGUUAGGAUCCAUACUGGUGAAAAGCCAUACACGUGUGUGUUAUGUAAUCAAGCCUUUACUCAGAGUUCAAAUCUUAAAAGACACGUGAACCUCAGACAUCUUGGCCUGAAGGAAAAUAAAUCAAAGCUCGGAAAAGCUGAACAACUGCUUUAUACAAAUAAGUUUCAGGGGGAUUUAAGCCAAAUGGUUUCACAAGCAGUUUCUUCAGUUCAGUCUGAGAAUUUAUCAACUGCAUGUUCGGACAACCUUAAUCAAAGUUCAAUUCCUUAUCAAAACCAAUCUGAUAUUGAAAAUAUGUACCCACCAAGUUCGCAAGAUUUAGUUCAAUACAAACCAGAUUCUGAAGGUGACAAAUACCAAUUACCUCCUGAAGAUUCAGUUCCUUCAAAUCCUGAAAAUUCAGUUAAAUAUGAACCAAAUCCUGACAAUUUAGACAAAUACCAAUCAACUCCUGAUGAUUCAGUCCAUUCAAAUUCUGAAACUACAGUGAAAUGUGAACCAAAUCUUGAAAAUUCAGUAAAUUCCCAACCAAAUCCUGAAAGCUCAGUUAAAUAUGAACCAAAUUCUGAAGAUUCAGUUGAAUACCAACAAAAUCCUGAAAGUUCAGGCAAAUACCAAACAAACCCUGGAGAUUUAGUAGAAGAUCAUGUUAAUUUUGAAGACCCAAAUUCUUAUGCUAAUUCUACAGUGUCAAAGGCAUACCUAUCAAAUCCAGAAGACACCAACACAAAAGAAUGAAUGCCAAUGCUACCCUUGGUAUUAUGAGAAUACAGUGAAAGCAAAACCUAAGUGGAACAUCUUUGGUAUCUCUGAAAGCUGUUCCACCUGAAAGAGGUUCAUUUAACAUUAAGUAAGAGGGGAGGGUUUUCUCUUAGGAUGUUCCACUUUAGAUUUCACUGUAUUUUAAAGAUCAGGUCCCCACAGCUACUAUAGUAGCUUAAAGGUGCAUAUAUUGUCACAUGGUUGUGCUUAAAUUAAUGAUAAAGAUGUAUAUUAAUAAAUCCUGGCUAUUAUUCCUUUAAUCAGGCCUUUAAUAUGGUACCUUUAAUAUGACCCUAUGUUCACAUAUCACUACACCUAAU
Molecule: messenger RNA, 1830 nt
Organism: Owenia fusiformis
Lineage: Eukaryota; Metazoa; Annelida; Polychaeta; Sabellida; Oweniidae
Source: the annotation of a GenBank genome assembly